CCCUUACGGAAAGGCAAGCAGGAAGAUCUAGUAGCGCUUAAACUACUGCCAGACUGGAUGGUAGUUGUAAGAGUGGUCGUUAUACACCUUGACUUUAGACAAGCUGCCGACAGCGGUCUGUUUGGGCUAUCAGGAGAUGAAACUAUUCAAGUGGUUGACGCCACUCUGCCAUUGGCUUCGCAGCUGUAUGAGCUGGCCGAGUCUUGUGAACGCAGAGCUUUCGCCGUCACAGCUGCUCAGGAUUUCACUCGAAUGCCUGCAGACGACAUGGACGCCAUGGUGAAGCGCGUAGCGUACAAAAUCUUCCAUGAUCAUGAGGUAGGCAAGCGUCUGCGACCAGCGAUCAUGUUCAGGCUUUGUACAGAGAUGUGUAAUCAC
Messenger RNA from Aureobasidium melanogenum CBS 110374, 378 nucleotides. RefSeq lists its product as uncharacterized. The transcript has a single exon. The record is from RefSeq and is a predicted model, not a curated record. The annotation marks the transcript as partial. Lineage: Eukaryota; Fungi; Ascomycota; Dothideomycetes; Dothideales; Saccotheciaceae.